This is a messenger RNA of Amaranthus tricolor (Joseph's coat), 912 nucleotides long. RefSeq names its product 22.0 kDa class IV heat shock protein-like. The coding region runs from base 151 to 750 and encodes 199 amino acids. Gene Ontology annotation, biological process: response to hydrogen peroxide; protein folding; response to salt stress. The record is from RefSeq and is a predicted model, not a curated record. The transcript has a single exon. NCBI's taxonomy places the organism in Eukaryota, Viridiplantae, Streptophyta, Magnoliopsida, Caryophyllales, Amaranthaceae.
CUCUGGUCAUUUCUUAUACUAUCCAUUAAUGAUCAUACCAUGUUCCUCAAGAACCUUCAAGAAUUUCCCUAAAUAUAUAUAUAUACACAUAACAAAUUCACAUCAUAUAUCGAAUAACUUCACAUAACAAAUUAAAGUCAUACAAAAGAAAUGCGUACACUAGUGUUAACUCUAGCAAUACUAACUAUACUAUGUUCAUCACACGGGUCUGGAUCCAUCAUACCCUGGAUGGAUCCACCCAGUAGUAGUUUAAAUUUACUAUCAGAACUAUGGCCGGAAAGGAUCAUUUCAGACCCUUUCCGGAUCCUAGAAGAGAUACCCUUCUCGACUUUCGACACAAACGUGGUGUCGGCCCCAGCAAGGGUAGACUGGAAGGAGACACCUGAAGGGCACGUGAUAACAAUGGAUGUACCAGGGUUACAAAAGGAAGAUUUAAACAUAGAAGUGGAGGAAAAUAGGGUGUUAAGAGUGAGUGGAGAAAGGAAAAGGGAAGAAGAGAAGAAAGGGGAUCAUUGGCAUAGAAGUGAAAGGUGUUAUGGUAAGUUUUGGAGGAAGUUUAGGUUGCCUGAAAAUGUUGAUUUGGAUGGUGUAAAAGCAAAGCUUGAAAAUGGGGUUUUGCGGAUUAAUUUGGCUAAGUUGUCUCCUGAUAAGAUUAAGGGUCCUAGAAUUGUUAGUGUGGAAGGUGUUGAUGGUAGUGAAAUGCCUAAGGUUGGUUCUUCUAAUGAUUAUGAUAAGAAACAAGAGCUUUAAUCUUGUGAGUAAUGUAUGUGUUUAAGUUAGUAUGAGUUUGAUCAAUCCUUUUGUGGGAUCAAUGAUAGUUUGAGUUUAUUUGGUUUUUGUUUGAAAAAUAAAAAUGGAUAUGGGAUGUAAAUUUUGAUGUAACAAGUAAAAUUUAUGCAAUAAUAACUAUUA